AUCAGUCGUCCGUAAUCGAGAGCCAGACGGUAAAAAAGAAGGGAGAGAGAGAGAGACUCCAAACUUUCACAAACGCGUUUUAGGUCAAAACAAAGAGUUAUAGGAAGACUAAAUGUAAAAUUGCCACUGAGUUUACAAACAUGUGACCCGUCUUUAACCAAAGUGAAGUCGAGUUUCGCUUCCCUGAAGAUUUAAGCUACUUAAGACAUGAACAUAAAGAUACAGGACCUCAGGGUGUAAGAGGUGAUCACCAUGGCAACGCAGUUUAGUAUAGAUGAUGCCUUUGUAUUGGAGGGAGAUGAGGAGGGAGCUGUGUCAGACAGUGAGACAGGGGGGUGGAAGGGCAGAGACAAGGACAGAGAAGGAGGGGAGAUGACAUUUGGUCCUCUCACGUUCUCCAACCCUCAGGCUCAUCCCUCACCCGCUGUCCUCGGCUCCCCUGAACACAGUAACCUGAAGUAUCAGAAUCUGGAAAAUGAAGACGCCUUGGGCAACAGUGGCAAUUCCUCUUUCAAUAACUUCUUCAAAAUCAGUGACCCUGCAACUCUGUCUUACUGCAGCUCCCAGUGGUCCUUCAGCACCUUGAGUUCUGUCACACAGCUUUCUGCACACUGCUGCGGGUGUGUUUCCCACCCCUUGGUGAAGAAAAACAGAAGAGUCGUUCUUGCCUCAUUCCUUCUCCUCAUAACUGGAGUUGCUCUUAUUUUUACGGGUGUUGUCAUACAGCUGAAUCCAAAUGCAGAUGUUUCAAGUGCUAUUUUCUUUGUACCUGGAUUUCUUCUCUUCAUCCCUGGAGUGUACCAUGUGAUAUACAUCUGCUGUGCUGUCCAUGGAAGGAGAGGCUUCAAGCUGUUCUACCUACCUUAUUUUGAAAAAUAGCAUCUUAUGAGACACUAGAUCUUCACUGCAUUUCUUUUUUUGCUGUCUUAAAAUGAAUUGUAUUUUGUCACUUGUAACAAAAGCUUAUUGACAGAUGGUUGUUUUUUUUCUUGUCAUUGUAAUGACCACUACUAAUUCAACCACUCAGUGCCUAGACUGUGUUUCCACUACCUGAACUGACAUUGCUGUAUGUGGACAUGAGAAAGAAGGAGACUGGUCAUGCCUGUGUUUUCUAUGUUGUGUGAAUAAUGACUGUGAAAUUGCAAUAAACUUUUGUAUAUUUUAUCAUUGAGUAAGUUUCCCAGUAUGCCUUGCUCAGGUGUGGGUAAAUAAGGAAAAUGCUCAGUACAGAGAUUGUGGCUCCCAUGUAUUGAACUACAUUUAUUUAAUGUACACCUUAGAAUGGAUCGUUCUUCUUGUGCAGUUUGUUGUCAAAACAUUUUACUUAAUUUUUAUUGUCUUGGAUCUGAAUUUGGAUUUUAAUUUACAAAACAUAAGGUUACAGGAGCCAUGCUUGUGUUCUGUGCUUUGACUUGUUUUGUGAUUGUAGCAUAUUUACUUAGGACUGCCGGUGGUGGCCAGCUUUAAAGUUUACAAAAGAGACUAAAACCAGACCAAUGUCCACCAGAUAGUUCAAAUUUGUGCCUUCCAGCCAGCCACAAAAACAUUCACCUACCAUAUUCACCAUAUUGUAUAUUGCCAUCUGCUGGUUAUCUAUUUAGUUACCUCCUAAGCUUGUGAAUAAAAAAAAAAAUAUUAUAUGAAAAUAUUUUAUUGACAUAAUAUAUUGUGACUUGAUAGUUACUGUAUACUGUUCACUGUUAUGUCAUUGUCAUUUAUAUGUUGUCAUACACAAACAAUAAAUGCAUGUA
Monopterus albus (swamp eel) is the source of this 1751-nucleotide messenger RNA. It is a transcript of the gene tmem134, whose product is annotated as transmembrane protein 134. The record is from RefSeq and is a predicted model, not a curated record. NCBI's taxonomy places the organism in Eukaryota, Metazoa, Chordata, Actinopteri, Synbranchiformes, Synbranchidae. The transcript is spliced from 8 exons. Bases 253 to 879 code for a protein of 208 amino acids.